UGCGCUACGGUGCCUCCUGUGGACACAAGACACUGGAAAGCUUUAUCAGUCUCAUCCUUCGAUUGGACUGCAUGGAUACUCAAAGACUGCAUCAAUGAACAUCAUCAACCCAUGUCUCAAGAAAGAUGGUUUUGGGCCCAUCACUAACCCUCUAAAGUUCCUCAAACAAGACUUCCAGCAGCUGAAAAAGAACUGUCUCAUCCAACGCUUGAGGUACACCGAUGAGAUGUUCCCACCUGACAGGAACUCCAUCGGCGAAGGGUUACUGACCCCUGCUGACUUGGCCCGAGUGGUGUGGCUAAGACCAGCGAAACUUGUUCCCAACCCAUCUCUUGUUGUUGAUGGGGUCUCCAGAUUUGACUUUGGUCAAGGCUUGGUUGGAAACUGUUGGUUUCUUGCGGCUAUCGGGGCUCUGACAUUCCAGAAUGACAUCCUUGAGCAAGUUGUUCCUCGCGAGCAAAAAUUUGAUGAGGACUACUGUGGGCUGUUCCACUUCAGGUUCUGGAGAUUUGGAAGGUGGGUGGAUGUUGUCAUUGAUGACAAGCUACCAACAAUCAAUGGCAGACUAAUCUUUGUUCACUCCAAAGACCCAACUGAGUUCUGGCCUGCUUUGCUGGAGAAAGCUUAUGCGAAAGUGUGCGGUUCCUACUUAGACAUGAAUGCUGGAACUCCAGCUGAGGCUUUGGUGGACUUCACUGGUGGUGUUCACAUAAGCCUCCAUCUGUCAGACCGUCCUCCAAAUCUGUGGGAAAUGAUGUGCAGAGCUUGCCAAUCCAAGUCACUGAUGGGAUGUGGUACACCACAGGGGGAGACAUCUGACAACAUUGUACUACAAAAUGGAUUGGUCCAAGGCCAUGCCUACAGUGUUACAGGUGUGAAACAGAUCACGAGUCGGGGGCAGCUAGUACACCUGGUCCGUUUGUGGAACCCCUGGGGCAAAGGAGAGUGGAACGGAGACUGGAGUGAUCGGUCGCCUUUGUGGAAAACUGUGAGUCCUCAAGAUCGUGAAAUGUGCCUUUCUGUGAUUGACAAUGGGGAGUUUUGGAUGACCCUGGAAGACUUCUGUAAGUUCUACACGGAUCUUGACAUCUGCUGCCUGUGUCCCGACUUCCUUGAUGGAAGUUCUUCUUGCCAUUGGAAGACCUCCUUCUACGAGGGCGCUUGGGUGGCAGGAACCACGGCUGGAGGAUGCAUGAAAAACCUCGAGAGCUUCUGGACUAAUCCACAGUAUCGGGUCAAGAUUGACAAACUACUCAGUGAAUGUUCUACGAAACAGGGUGAAAAAAACAUGCUGGUGUCUCUCAUGCAAAAGCCUAACAAGAGGAACAGGCGUCUUGUCCAAAAUCUUCACAUUGGAUUCUCUGUAUUUGAGGUAAAUAUUACUUACGAGGAACAGAGGGGGAAGUUCCCAGCCUCUUUCUUCAGCAGAUACAAACCUGUUGCCCAAACUAAAACCUACAUGAAUGCACGUGCAGUGAUGGCGUUCAUAAUGCUGACACCAGGCGAGUACCUGAUUGUGCCGUCCACCUUCAAACCCAACGAGACAGCCUCCUUCAUCCUGACCGUUCUCUCCAAGGCAGAGACCCAUGUCCAAGAGCAUUCUGGUGGCCUUAUGGAAGUAGAUGGAAGAUCUGUGCAAGGAAAGAGGAUCAGCAAGGACAUGCGGAGUUUAAUGGAUUCAUAACAAUGGAGAGCUUCAUUAUUCUAGUCCUUCACUUCAACUGCAUGAACUUGGAUGUACCUUUUGAUGUGCACUUAACCUGACACAGGAGAUGAACUGCAGGAUUCACGUGGAAUUAUUUAAAUUAAUUAAUAAACUCAGCAGAUGAUGAGUUUAUUGGUGGUAUGAAAAAACAAUGCAUUUACCUCUGGCUUUGUUAAUGGAAGGUGUUAAAGAAGAAAUAAAGUUAGCCGGGUGUCGGGUGUGAUGAA
Messenger RNA from Micropterus dolomieu (smallmouth bass), 1932 nucleotides. Its product is annotated as calpain-1 catalytic subunit-like. Gene Ontology annotation, cellular component: cytoplasm. Gene Ontology annotation, molecular function: calcium-dependent cysteine-type endopeptidase activity. Gene Ontology annotation, biological process: proteolysis. NCBI's taxonomy places the organism in Eukaryota, Metazoa, Chordata, Actinopteri, Centrarchiformes, Centrarchidae. The transcript has 15 exons. The record is from RefSeq and is a predicted model, not a curated record. Bases 95 to 1684 code for a protein of 529 amino acids.